Erinaceus europaeus (western European hedgehog) is the source of this 1642-nucleotide messenger RNA. RefSeq names its product aldehyde dehydrogenase 5 family member A1 (gene ALDH5A1). Gene Ontology annotation, biological process: GABA catabolic process. NCBI's taxonomy places the organism in Eukaryota, Metazoa, Chordata, Mammalia, Eulipotyphla, Erinaceidae. The record is from RefSeq and is a predicted model, not a curated record. Bases 1 to 1596 code for a protein of 531 amino acids. The transcript is spliced from 10 exons. Gene Ontology annotation, molecular function: succinate-semialdehyde dehydrogenase (NAD+) activity.
AUGGCGACCUGCUUUCGGCUGCGGAGCUUCGGGGCCCAGCGCCUCCCGCCUGCUCCUCCCGGCCGUGGUCUCCGCCCCCGCGCGGGCUGCUGGCGACCGGCUCCCGGCCUGGCCCAGCUCCGCCGCUACGCCGGGGGGCCGGCGGGCCUCUCCCGGGCGCUGCUGCGCACCGACGGCUUCGUGGGCGGCCGCUGGCUCCCGGCUGCCGCCACCUUCCCGGUGUACGACCCGGCCAGCGGCGCCGAGCUCGGCACUGUGGCGGACUACGGGGUGACAGAGACUCGCAACGCUGUGCGCUCCGCCUACGAGGCUUUCUGCAGCUGGAAGGGGGUCUCUGCCAAGGAAAGGAGUUCAUUACUUCGGAAAUGGUACGAUUUGAUGAUGCAAAAUAAAGAUGAACUUGCCAAGAUAAUUACAGCUGAAAGUGGAAAACCACUGAAGGAGGCGCAAGGAGAAAUUGUCUAUUCUGCCCUUUUCCUGGAAUGGUUUUCAGAGGAAGCCCGACGUAUUUAUGGGGACAUUAUCUAUCCCCCACCAAAAGAUAGACGAGCUCUGGUCCUCAAACAGCCCCUAGGUGUGGCUGCAAUCAUCACCCCGUGGAAUUUUCCCAGUGCCAUGAUCACCCGGAAGGUGGGAGCUGCGCUGGCUGCUGGCUGCACCGUGGUGGUGAAACCUGCCGAAGACACACCCUUCUCUGCUCUGGCCCUUGCUGAGCUUGCUAACCAGGCUGGGAUUCCUGCAGGUGUGUACAAUGUCAUUCCCUGCUCUAAAACGAGAGCCAAGGAAGUAGGGGAGGCACUUUGCACUGACCCUCUCAUUUCCAAAAUUUCCUUUACUGGCUCAACAGCUACUGGAAAGAUACUGCUGCACCAUGCAGCAAACUCAGUGAAAAGGGUCUCCAUGGAGCUGGGAGGCCAUGCUCCAUUCAUUGUAUUUGACAGUGCCAAUGUGGACCAGGCCGUAGCAGGGGCCAUGGCAUCUAAAUUUAGGAACUCUGGACAGACUUGUGUUUGCUCAAACCGUUUCUUGGUGCAAAGGGGAAUACAUGAUUCCUUUGUGAAGAAAUUUGCUGAGGCAAUUAAGACAAACCUCCAUGUAGGAAAUGGAUUUGAGGAGAGAACUACCCAAGGUCCAUUAAUUAAUAAAAGUGCAGUAGAAAAGGUAGAGCAACACGUGAGUGAUGCAGUUUCCAAAGGUGCCACCAUUGUGACAGGUGGGAAUCGACAUCAACUUGGACAAAAUUUCUUUGAGCCCACCCUGCUCAGCAAUGUCACCCAGGACAUGCUCUGCUCUCAGGAAGAGACUUUUGGACCUCUGGCACCUGUCAUCAAGUUCAACACAGAGGAGGAGGCUGUGGCCAUUGCUAAUGCAGCCGAUGUUGGGCUGGCAGGUUAUUUUUACUCUCAAGACCCGGCCCAGAUCUGGAGAGUGGCAGAGCAGCUGGAGGUUGGCAUGGUUGGUGUUAAUGAAGGCUUGAUCUCCUCUGUUGAGUGCCCCUUUGGUGGGGUGAAGCAGUCUGGCCUAGGGCGAGAGGGCUCCAAGUAUGGCAUUGAUGAGUAUCUAGAAAUCAAGUAUGUGUGUUUUGGAGGCUUGUAGGCGGCACUAGCUCUUUAAAAAAUAAAGCAGGAUACUUAUCUACCAA